UUGUGCUCCUUUGCCCAUUCCCACUCCCCUUCCCAACUUUAACUUUUCACCGCCAACCACAAUAAAACAUUAUUAUACUCUCAAUGUCCGACCAAAAGCAAAGGUUAAACCACCACAUACAUUCUUUGUUUUGGACUCUGUCAUUUUAUUUUUUUUUCUACAUUUACAAAUAUAAUGCACCUAAAAGUUUAUGUAAUAUUUAGUGAAAAAGCAAAUUGAAUCAAAAAAUAAAAUAAAUAAAUAAGUGGUUAAUGUAAUUAGUAUUUAAAAUGCAGAGAGAUAUUUCCUUUAUUUCUUUGAUUUUGCACCUUAAAACUCAAUAAUUGAGAGUUUUUUGAGUCUUAAAAUAAAAAUUCAAAGAAACGGAGAAAGUAAUAAGUUUGUAAAAAUGAUUGAAAGGAAGAGAGUGAGACUAUUAAAAAAAAGUGUAAAAUAAGUGAAAUAAAUUAAUAUAGAACAUGGUACAAAUUGAAAGUCACAAAGUGAGUAGUAUAUAUGCAACUGAGAAAUAGGCUGCUCAGCCUCUCCAAGGCUUUGCUUCUUUAUUUUAUUACUAUAUUAUUUUUCAAAUAAUUUCCCUGCCAAAAGAUCUUUAUUUGAGUAUAUAUAACUAAGUAUUAGCUACCCUUUUGUUUUCACUUAAUCACAUCUUAAUCUAAAGAGAAAAAUUUUCAAAAGGAUUGAUUAUUAUCUUUAAUUUUUUGGCAAGCUUUUGCUGAUCAUUUGUGGUAGCAUCUUAAAGAGAUUAAUAAGAACAUCCAAGUAAAAGAUUUGAAUAGUAAUGGCUGAUCAAGAACCAAUUGCAAAUGGUUUUAUACAAACCCAAAUAAUUGGAUCUAAUGAGCCUCCUCUUCCUAAGAAGAAGAGAAACCUACCUGGAAAUCCAGAUCCGGAAGCAGAGGUAAUAGCUUUAUCACCAAAAACCCUAAUGGCAACCAAUAGAUUUUUAUGUGAAAUAUGUGGAAAAGGGUUUCAGAGAGAUCAAAACUUACAACUACAUCGAAGAGGCCAUAACUUACCAUGGAAACUAAAGCAAAGGAGUAGCAAAGAGCCAAGGAAGCGAGUUUACGUAUGCCCUGAAAAGACUUGUGUACAUCAUCAUCCUUCUCGUGCACUCGGAGAUCUUACUGGCAUUAAAAAACACUUUUUUAGAAAACAUGGUGAGAAAAAAUGGAAGUGUGAAAAAUGUAACAAGAAGUACGCUGUUCAGUCUGAUUGGAAGGCUCAUUCCAAAACUUGUGGAACUAGAGAAUACAAGUGUGAUUGUGGAACUAUUUUCUCAAGGCGGGACAGCUUCAUCACACAUAGGGCAUUUUGCGACGCAUUAGCAGAAGAAACAGCAAGAAUGAAUGCAGCAAACGCCCAUUUCAACCUUAAUACAGCAGCAGCCAACAACAACCUUAAUUACCACCAUCUUAUGGGACCUAAUCUCGGACCAGCUGUCGCCAUGGCCCAACAUUUUUCCUCCAUUUUUAGGCCUCUUUCUUCAUCUUCUACUAAACAAGAAACCCUAGAUCAUCACCAUCCAAACCCAAACCAAAGAGAUCAACUUUUCCCUUUAUGGUUCAAUACUAAUACCCAUCAAUUAACUCAAUCUGAAGGGUUCAAUCAAACCCUCCAAAAAUCACUUAUAAACACCCAAACAAUCCCAUUUUUGGUUCCAGAAGCUUCUAAACCUCAACCCCAUUUGAUGAAUUGGGAUUUUGGAAAUAAAAUCUCUGAUAAUCUACAAAAUAUAAGUAAUAAUAAUAACAUCCCUAAUACUACAUCAUUUCCUUCCUUGUAUAGCACCAAUCAGAACCCUCAAACCUCUUCAAGUAAUUCCUGUCAAAUCAUGUCAGCCACAGCCUUAUUACAAAAAGCUGCUCAAAUGGGUUCUACUUCUUCUACCCCAACAAAUCAUGAUCAAUUUUUCCUAGGAAAUUUUGGGUUAGAAAUGAAGGGGAAUGAUCACGAUAUUAAUACAGAUUAUAAUAAUAAUAAUAAUAAUGAUCUUACUAAUAACAGCUACAAUGGUGGAGGUGGGUGUGGGUCCCUUUUUGGCACUUCAAAUUCUACUACCACUAAUGUUGGAAGUGAUAUAGAGGGCUCAGUUGAUGAUCUUUCUACAAUGACAACUAUUUACCAUGCAAGUGUCAAUAAUAAUAACCCUGCUAAGCGUCAAAAGUUGUUUAAUGAGGAAAGUCAUGUAGACCGUAUUACUAUUCAAGGAAUUGUUGGAGCUGGUAGGCAAACUCGGGAUUUCCUAGGGGUUGAAUCACAGCCGGCGGUAUGCCGGCCGUCAUCCAUUAAUGGUUGGAUUUGAGUUGCGAUCGGGAUGAUGAUGAUGAUGAUUUAGGGUGAAGUUAGGUUGGAAUGUUAAAGUCUUAGUCCUAAGAGAUUGAGAUAAGCUAUUUCUGUCUUUAUAAGAAAAUAAUUAGGAACGUAUGAAGUCUUGUAAAGAAUUUUCAAGUAAAAAUAUUUUUUAUAAAUGCUUAAUUUUGUUUAUGAUAGUUGAGAAAUGAGAAUCACGAGCUAGCCAUGUGAUUGGAAAUUUUUCAUUUCAUCAUUGUAAUUCUUUUGUUUGUUGAUUUUAUAUCGUCCGAAAAUAAUUUUUUUUUUUAUGAUUAUGGUUGCUUGAAAAUUCAUGCACAUUCUUUUGAUCUAUUGAACCCUAUUAUAAGAUU
Messenger RNA from Amaranthus tricolor (Joseph's coat), 2666 nucleotides. Its product is annotated as zinc finger protein NUTCRACKER. The transcript is spliced from 3 exons. Gene Ontology annotation, cellular component: nucleus. Gene Ontology annotation, molecular function: DNA-binding transcription factor activity. The coding region runs from base 782 to 2305 and encodes 507 amino acids. Lineage: Eukaryota; Viridiplantae; Streptophyta; Magnoliopsida; Caryophyllales; Amaranthaceae. The record is from RefSeq and is a predicted model, not a curated record.